Molecule: messenger RNA, 2811 nt
Organism: Chroicocephalus ridibundus (black-headed gull)
Lineage: Eukaryota; Metazoa; Chordata; Aves; Charadriiformes; Laridae
Gene: ADIG
Product: adipogenin
Exons: 4
Coding region: 998-1711 (237 amino acids)
Biological process (GO): fat cell differentiation
Source: RefSeq, a predicted model, not a curated record
AAAGUAGGGAUAAUAGCUUUCUUUUAUCACGCAGGGUUGUUAUUAACGUGAAUUAAUAAGAAUUUGCAAAGUUCAUUUAGAUCUUGGGAUUAAAAGGCUCAUUUCAAGGGGCUGUUACUACAUAAAAACAAACACAUGCACACAAGCGAGAACGUUAAAUGCAUGCAAUCAUUCAUAAUGUGCACUUACAUAGCUGCUCUUGUCUAAGGUUUGCUGAGAGCUACACAAACAAUUACCGUAGCUAAACAACCCCCUGUGUGGUAAGUGAUAGAUAAUGGUUUUAUUUUAUUGAAGGAGAAACGCAGUGUGAUGAAUAUCAAGUUACCAGAGUCACAUAGCUGUUCCUACUUUGAUCACCACUGAGCUCCUUUACUAUUAAGUAAUACAUUUAUAGACACAUAUCCUAUGAAACAUGCUAGCUUGCCUUUCUUGGAGGGAAGGCAGAUAGGCAAUGAAAAUACAAAGGUUUAUUUUCCUAAUGGAUUAACUAAUAAAUAGAAACAUAGACAGCAGGCUAAAAAUAGAUUCCAUGUUAAUAUGGGAGAUAUUUGUGCUCUGUGUCAAAUAAGAAAGCCUGGGAGAACUAAUUUUUAGCUAGUCAUCCUCUACACAUUUCUGCAGGGUUGAUUCUGUUUUAUUGAUUUCUCAAACAUAAACUUGGCUACCCAGUUCUUGGUUAUCUCCCCUAUAUCUGAAAACGUCCUUUAACUAUUGCUUUAACAUAAGCCUUGAAAGCUUCCUAACUUGUAUUUAUCCUUUAAAUAGCAACUGAAGGAAGGACAGUCAAAUCAGAUGUUUUCUCAUUUCUUCUUAUCCCAUGUUUAAUCCUUAUUACUCCCUCCCUCCAUAGCACAGGGCUAUCCUUUUUGCCAACCAUGCUGAGUAUAUCAGCGGUCUUCUUGUGAUUUACACAGUGAUGCAAUGAGGGUUAUUAAAAGGUAGUUAGUAAAGCAGAGCAGGCGAGCUGUUCUAAACUUAGUGUAACCUGAAGCAAGCAAUGAAGUACCCUCUCGUUCCUUUGGUAAAUGAUCUGACCUUUCAUCUUCUUUUCUUCUGGCUUUGUUUGCCAUUUGUAAUGCUGUUGAUCAUAAUCAUUAUCUGGCUACAACUUCUACUUAAUGAAGCACAGGUGCCUAGUGCAGAAGAAAUAGAGAAACAAUCUUCUGAUGAGCCUGAUUCUGACUCAAAAUUUGAGGAUGAACUAACAGAGGAAGAAAGCCAGACUAGUAGAUCCAGUACAGAAAUGCAAGAGGAGACACAAUCCAGGGGAUCUCUGGGUAAACUGAGGCCCAAACCUGCUUAUCUGAGUUCAAAACCAAAAAGCCAAAAGCAAAGUCUUUUUGCUGCAAUCUUAGACAGCUGGUCUCAGAGCCAGAAGAUAAGACCUUCUCCUGGUGAGAAGACUGAUCUCUGCAACAUUGUAAUGCAGGGUCUCAGAGGGAAAGCUGGUUUGUGCCUCCACUGUUACUAUUCACACUCCUCUCUACUCACUCUGCUGGGAUUUUUGAAUUGUGGAGCUGAGCUCUUGUGCACCAUGCUUUCUUCUCUCACCUGGAACUUUGUCUGCCAGUUGCUCCAGAUCUCUAAUGUCCUGAGGAUUCUACUGCUGCCAUCUUCUCUGAUUAUCUCCAUGGCUCAGCUGUUUGUUUCGCUGGGUGAAAAAGUCGUGAGAAUCCUGGGCUCCCUGAGACUGGAAAGCAGAAGGCUGUAGGCUUCAGUCUUGGGGAGGAGAUAUAAGUGAACUGGAACAGAUUGAUGAAGCUCAGAGAACCACCUCAGGGUGGAAAUAAAGCAGGUAGUCCCACCACCAUUAGCAGCAAUCCCAGUCAGCACCAGUGAGAGCUACUGUAGCAUGGCAUAGGGAGGUUAAGUCUCUGAAAAGUGUCACCUUGGUCUUGACUAGGUUUCCAUCUGGGUCACAAAAGCUGCUUUCAGAUUGAACAGUAUUGACUGGCUAAAUAUGAAAUGGAUGACAGCACCCAGACUCUUGUCCUGUGCUUGGGUGCGUAUCCUGCUCCCCUCCCACUGUAGAGAGGAAUCACUUCCUUUUUUUAUAAGGACCAAACACUGUGCUGGCACCAGUGAUACUCUGUUCACCACGACUAAUCUUUGAUUUCAAAUAAGAUCAAGGCCAAUAGCUCUCAGUAGCAGUUCUUACUGGAGCUUAAAUGCAGUACAGCCCAGUGAUUAUUUUACUCAGACUGCAAUUAGCACUCCUCUGAUCUCCAGCUUGUGAGCUCUCAAAGAGACAGAUUUUCAACAGUCAGGACUAACAAAUGAAACAACCCUACCUCUAAUUAACAAGAAAUAAUUAAGCCCUUAGCAGAUACUGAGCAUGCAUUUCCUUCAUUUCUGUUCAGGAUAUGCUUUUCAGCACAGCUGACAGGCUGAUAAAAAGUUAGAUUACAGCCCAAAGAGGCACUUGCCAACAACUUGAUUUAAGCAGUUGGUGGGACCACAAGGAGGUUGGUGGGGCUGGGAUGAGCCAUAAUUUUGUGGCUGAAGGGUUUAUCCAGUUGUCAGGCUAUGAACAGAGCAGCUGUUUGCUCCUGUGUGUUGAUGCACACGUUCAACAAACUCUCUUUUUUUAGAGAAGCCCUGAAUUAGGAAGUUGCAUCACAAAGAGCACAUUGCCACUUGUGAAAAAUGCUUGUCUCUGCUCCUGGUGUGAAAUAACUGUGUCUCUCCAGAGUCUUGCAUGGGCAGACAGUGUAACACUUACACUGACCUGCGCUAAUUAUGAAGCAUGCCUUGUUGAUGGUUACUUGUCUUUCCCUCCCUGUCCCCUGAACCCCGCAUGUCCAAAUAUUU